AACGUGCUAGCUUUAUACUCUGCAUUGCAAGUAUCGGUUUCAAUUCUGAACUUCCAAAUAGAUACUCAGCUCAAGCUUUCCCUGUUUCUCAAGAAACCAUCUCCCUAAGCUUUUGUCCUUAAUCUCUAUUGUCUUUUUUCUUCAAGAUUCAUCGAAAAUCAAGAAACAAAAAUUCAAUCUCUCAAGAUUCAAGAACUCACACUCCAACGAAUUCUCCAAUUCCCAAGAAAUCACACACAUUCACAUACCAAAAAAAUACUACAAAAAUGCAUUUCUUCAAGACUAUCAAGAAAAAAAUGUGGGUGUUUUCUUGCUAAAACCGUGAUCUCCUCGUCGAUCAACCCCAAAAAACUUGUUUUUUUUCUCCGGUAUGGAAUUCAUGAUCACCACAACUACGAGAAUCACUAACAAAUCUGUAAACCAACCAAAUUUCCCUCUUCAAAAGCUCUCUUUUUGGUUCGCACCCACCACUCGUCCACCGGGCUAGUUUAUUUCACUUCUUGCUCAUAAAAUAUUUACAAAUUCAAUCUUUUUUUAAUGAUUGCUUACUUUCAUAACGCUGAUUCUUCUUCUGGGUCCGGUUAUUUUAGCAAGCUGGAUCCGUUUGCUCGUAGUUUAGGGGAGUUUAAUGGGGUUUUCAAAGGUGGGUCUGCGGUAUCUCAGGCUCUGGUGUUGGAUAGUGAGAAGAGUGAGCUUGUUAAAGCUCCGGUUGAUAGAGUUAGAAAAGAUGGGGAUUCUGAGGCUAAGGUUUUGGCUGCUUUGAAGAGUCAUAGUGAGGCGGAGAGGCGGAGGAGAGAGCGGAUUAAUGCUCAUCUUGCUACUCUUCGUGGCCUUGUUCCUUCCACAGAAAAGAUGGACAAAGCCACCUUACUGGCAGAAGUGAUUAGUCAUGUAAAAGAACUGAGGAAGAAUGCAAUAGAAGCCAGCAAAGGCCUUCUCAUUCCGAUGGAUGACGAUGAAGUGAAAGUUGAGGCUUACGACAAUGGAGAAGGAGACGGAACUUUGUAUUUUAAGGCAUCGAUAUGUUGUGAUUAUCGACCAGAGCUUCUAUCCGACAUAAAACAAGCAAUUGAGGCCCUGCAGUUGAAAAUGGUGGAUGCAGAAAUAUCAACCUUAGGUGGGCGGUUAACGAAUGUGCUUUUCUUAACCGGCUGCAGAAACAAGAUCGCUGUCGGUGAUUCUGAAUCACAGAAGCUUGUUACGCAAGCAAUUCACCGAGCUUUGAAUUCUGUUUUGGAGAAAGGUUGUAUCUUGCCUGAAUACUUGCCAAGAUCAUCACUUGCAAACAAGAGGAGGAAGACUGGUUUCUUCGAUUCCUCCAGCUCGAGUUCUUGAGAGCCGAAAUCUUGUUGCUGUUGGUGAUGACAAGCGUCUGUUUGCGUAGCUUACGUGGAAAUAAAGUUAGAAAUAAUUGCGAUGCUAUAUAUAUAAAUGAAAAAUUCUUAUCUAGACGGGUUCAUUCAUUAUUCAUGAAUUCAAGCAGUUAGAAGUUAGAAAAUGAGAAGGAUUUUUAACAUUUGAUUGGUUAAGUUCAUGAAAAUGCAUUCUGUCUAGGUAAGAAUUUUUUAAAUUAAAGUAUGCUAGCUUUUAUGUGAAAAUAGUGGUUCUACAUCAAGUAUUAAGAUGGGUGGUAAUCAUCUUUGUUGUUGUAAACAUAUAAGGAUUUGUUUCUUGCCUAAUUGUUCACUUGUUUGUAUCUAGAAAUAACUUGUCUAAA
This is a messenger RNA of Mercurialis annua (annual mercury), 1717 nucleotides long. RefSeq names its product transcription factor bHLH30-like. NCBI's taxonomy places the organism in Eukaryota, Viridiplantae, Streptophyta, Magnoliopsida, Malpighiales, Euphorbiaceae. Gene Ontology annotation, molecular function: DNA-binding transcription factor activity; protein dimerization activity. The transcript has 2 exons. The record is from RefSeq and is a predicted model, not a curated record. Gene Ontology annotation, biological process: regulation of DNA-templated transcription. Bases 538 to 1335 code for a protein of 265 amino acids.